AUGUGGGAGUUGCACAGACUAGCCUCUGAGGGCUCUGCCCUUUCUAAAUCACGAAACAGUCGUUGUGGGCAAAGCCCCGAGCUGAGGCUCGAGGAAAGUUCAGCGCCCAGAGAUGAGGUCGCGGUGCAUUCCUGGAAUGAGAGCCCACCUGUGCGCUGGGACAAAGAGGCAGAAGAUGCAAUGUCCCGUUUUGCACAUAACAAGUACAUCAGUCUGCCUGCUCUGUUCAGCUGUGGCCAUCCACAAGUUAGAGGCUGGUUUAGUCCAAUUGACAUUAACUGGUGUCAGAAGUGGGACUGGACACAGAACUGGGCCACUGGACUCUCUGGUACCAAUGGGAACAGACUAGGUGCCACCAGAGAUUUAUUUCUCCAGAGUCCAACUGCCACCCUCACCCCCAAUCUGGUUGGUAUCUCCACCUGCUGCAGUAAUCAGGCCAGGGUUGGCCUGUCUGCUGAAACAGUUUACCGAAGUGUGACCAAUGCACAUAGUACAGCCUCUUGGAGCCACAGGACAGACAAUGUCUUGAACUGCUUAUACCCACACCCUGGAGCAGCUUUUAAGCUGAUUUGUUUCCCCUGGGCAGGAAGUGGAUCGACCCAUUUUGCAAAAUGGGGUAAAAGUUUUCAUCAUUCAAUAGAAGUUUCUUCUAUAAGGCUUCCUGGAAGAGAAAGUCGAUUUAAAGAGCCAUUUGCAACAACCAUGGAUCAUGUAGUUGCUGAAAUUUCUAAUGCUUUACUGCCAAUACUCCGGGAUGUUCCGUUUGCAUUUUUUGGUCACAGCAUGGGAUCAUAUGUUGCUUUUAUGACAGCUCUACACUUAAAAAAAAAUUACAAGUUACAACCAGUGCAUUUUUUUGUGUCAAGUGCAACUCCACCACAUGUGAGUAAUAUUUCGGACUCUCAAAAUAUUUCCAGUAUAUCAGAAGAGCAAUUGAUCCCUUUUAUCAUGAGUUUUGGUGGCACUCCCAACGACAUUUUUGAAAACAAAGAAUUUUUGGAAAUAUUUCUUCCUAUUAUAAAAGCAGAUUUUCAAAUGAUAGUGAAUUUCACCUUUGUCCAAUCAUCAGAGACUCUUCUUUCUUGUGACAGUACAUGUUUUUCUGGAACUGAAGAUGUAGCAGAGAAAAUGGAAGACUGGAAGGACCUAACCAGUGGGAGUGUUGAGACUCACAGGCUUCCUGGAAAUCACUUUUAUCUCACUAACCCUUCCAAUGAAACUUUCAUCAUAAACUACAUAACCAGAUGCCUUCAAACGUCAUACUUUGCUUAA
Trichosurus vulpecula (common brushtail) is the source of this 1272-nucleotide messenger RNA. RefSeq names its product oleoyl-ACP hydrolase (gene OLAH). The coding region runs from base 1 to 1272 and encodes 423 amino acids. Lineage: Eukaryota; Metazoa; Chordata; Mammalia; Diprotodontia; Phalangeridae. Gene Ontology annotation, biological process: lipid biosynthetic process. The transcript has 11 exons. The record is from RefSeq and is a predicted model, not a curated record.